Aspergillus aculeatinus CBS 121060 is the source of this 2934-nucleotide messenger RNA. Its product is annotated as histidine biosynthesis protein HIS4. Gene Ontology annotation, molecular function: NAD binding; metal ion binding; histidinol dehydrogenase activity. Bases 164 to 2770 code for a protein of 868 amino acids. Lineage: Eukaryota; Fungi; Ascomycota; Eurotiomycetes; Eurotiales; Aspergillaceae. The record is from RefSeq and is a predicted model, not a curated record. Gene Ontology annotation, biological process: L-histidine biosynthetic process. Gene Ontology annotation, cellular component: cytoplasm. The transcript has 3 exons.
UCCAUCCAUCCAUCCUCUUGAAUCUUCUUCUCUCUCCCCACCUUCUUUUUCCCCAUCAAUUUUCCCUGUCCUGUUUCUCUCUCCCCCCCCCGCUCUGGGGCCUCAUCUAUCUGUCUCUAUUACCUCCACCUUCAAUCAUUGACUUGAAUUCGAUUGCCUCACCAUGUCGACUCCCCUUCUCGUCUCGUACGACCCCGCCGCCGCCUCCACCGGCGGUUUGUCGCUGAAGCAGAUCGCCUACUUCGGUCGCGUUCUUAUCAAGGUUUCCAGCCUCGCUCAGGCAGAGGAGUUCCUCAAGCGCAACUUCCGUCUCCUUGAUGUCUACGUCGAUGCCUCUGCUAUUGCCUCCUCCGGUGACUUGGUCGACAUCCUCAACGCCGGUGCCGCCAAGAUCUUUGUCACACUCAACCAGUUGACCACCUUGUCCGAAGAACAGUCCGUCCCCUCAUCUCGGGUCGUCGCCAUUGCCUCCGAGAGCCAAGUCAAUGCCUUCCAAUCCUGGGUUGGCGGAUCUGCCGAGCGCCAAGAGGCUGGUCUAUCUACCGAUGCCUCUGCCAUCAAGUCUCUGGCUGAGCAAUUGAACGUCAACCUCGAGGCUCAGAACCUUUAUCGCACAUACUCUGGCGCUGUCACUGAGGAGGCCUUGAAGGACACUAUCGGUCAAGGAGGUGUCUGUGUUGUUCCCGCCGACGCUCUGACCUUCGACCACCAACAACCCAACGGCAAGAUUGUCGCCGCCUCAUUGGUCGCCGCUCGCGCUGUGACCGACCAAAGCAACGGUCUUUAUGCAACCACCGUCACCGAUGAAAGAGGAAUCUGCUUGGGACUGGUUUGGAGUAGCAAUGAAAGCAUUGCAGAGGCUCUUCGCACCGGUACGGGCGUCUACCAAAGCCGGAAGCGUGGCUUGUGGUACAAGGGUCAGUCCAGUGGAGAUGUGCAAGAACUGAUCCGCAUUGGUUUCGAUUGCGACAGCGACUGCUUGGUCUUUGUUGUCAACCAGGUUGGUAGAGGUUUCUGCCACUUGGGUGCUCCCAGCUGCUUCGGACCUUACAACGGCCUCGCUCGUCUGCAAAAGACGCUGCAGGCUCGCAAGGCCGAUGCUCCCGCCGGCUCCUACACUGCACGCCUCUUCAACGAGCCCAAGCUCACGCAGGCAAAGAUCAUGGAGGAGGCUGAUGAGUUGUGCCGUGCCAACACCAAGGAGGAGAUUGCUUUCGAGGCCGCCGAUCUGCUUUACUUUGCCCUGACUCGCUGUGUCGCUGCUGGUGUCAGCCUUGAGGACGUGGAGCGCAACCUUGAUCUCAAGAGCUUGAAGGUCAAGCGCAGAAAGGGUGAUGCCAAGGGCCCCUGGGCGGAGAAGGCUGGCUUGACCGCCGCCACCCCCGAGUCGAAGCCUGCUGCCCCUGAGCCGGCUCCCAAGAAGGUUGAUGAUGAGCCUCUUCAGAUGACUCGUGUGAUUACCGCCUCGACUCCGGUUGACCAGGUGAAGGAGUAUCUCAAGCGUCCCUCCCAGAAGUCCAACGAUGCGAUUGUUGCUCUCGUUCGCCCCAUUAUCCAGGAUGUCCGCGAGAAUGGCGAUGCCGGCGUGCUCAAGUACACCCACAAGUUUGAGAAGGCUACUUCCCUGACCUCUCCUGUCAUCCGUGCCCCAUUCGCACCUGAGCUGAUGAAGCUGUCCCCUGAGACCAAGGAAGCCCUUGACAUCAGUAUUUCCAACAUCAAGAAGUUCCACAGCGCUCAAAAGGGCAGCCCUGAGGGCCUCAAGGUUGAGACCAUGCCCGGUGUCGUGUGCUCUCGUUUCUCGCGCCCCAUUGAGCGGGUUGGUCUCUACAUCCCUGGUGGAACGGCGGUUCUGCCGUCCACGGCCAUGAUGCUGGGAGUUCCAGCCAUGGUGGCUGGCUGUGAGAAGAUUGUUCUCGCGUCUCCUCCUCGUGCCGAUGGCAGCAUCUCUCCCGAGAUUGUCUAUGUUGCUCACAAGGUGGGUGCCGAGAGUAUCGUACUCGCUGGUGGUGCCCAGGCGGUUGCGGCCAUGGCGUACGGUACUGAGAGCGUCAGUAAGGUGGACAAGAUCCUGGGACCAGGGAACCAGUUCGUCACGGCGGCCAAGAUGUUGGUCUCCAACGACACCUCCGCUGGUGUCAGCAUUGACAUGCCCGCCGGUCCUAGUGAGGUGUUGGUGAUUGCGGACAAGGAUGCCAACCCGGCUUUCGUGGCUUCUGAUCUUCUCAGCCAGGCCGAGCACGGAGUGGACUCCCAGGUUAUCCUCAUUGCCAUCGAUCUGAAUGAGGAGCAGCUCCAGGCUAUUGAGAAGGAGGUUGACAUCCAGGCCAAGGCUCUUCCUCGUGUCGACAUUGUGAAGGGCUCCUUGGCCCACUCGGUCACUUUCGUUGUGCGUGACCUCGCUGAAGCCAUGGCUUUGAGCAACGAAUACGCUCCCGAACACCUGAUCCUGCAGAUUCAGAACGCUGAGGCGGCUGUGGCGAGUGUGAAGAACGCCGGAAGUGUCUUUGUCGGACAGUGGACCCCCGAAAGCGUGGGCGACUACUCUGCUGGCACGAACCACUCUCUCCCUACCUAUGGAUAUGCCAAGCAGUACUCUGGAGUGAACCUCGGAUCCUUCCUCAAGCACAUCACCAGCUCUAAUUUGACCGCGGAGGGUCUUCUGGGUCUGUCUCGUACGGUGGAGCAGCUGGCUGCGGUUGAGGGUCUCGAUGCGCACAAGCGGGCUGUGAGCAUCCGUGUAGCGCACAUGAAGAAGCAGCAGCAGUAGUUUGAUGAUGAUGCGUAAUGUUUCGUUUUCUUUAGCAGCUGGUUACGAUCUGACGCGCGUAAUAUUGCAAGCAUAGCCAAUCAGAAAAGUAUGAUUCCCUUGUGACGAUCAAUGUACAAUAUGAAGAACAUUUGGUAUCUCGGACGCCUGGCGAUCUAUAAACC